Molecule: messenger RNA, 3452 nt
Organism: Aphis gossypii (cotton aphid)
Lineage: Eukaryota; Metazoa; Arthropoda; Insecta; Hemiptera; Aphididae
Gene: Rab3
Product: ras-related protein Rab-3
Exons: 5
Coding region: 776-1432 (218 amino acids)
Biological process (GO): protein localization to plasma membrane; protein secretion; regulation of exocytosis
Cellular component (GO): plasma membrane; endosome; synaptic vesicle
Molecular function (GO): GTPase activity; GTP binding
Source: RefSeq, a predicted model, not a curated record
GUGCGCGCGCGAGUCCUCGGUGCGUCGAAAAUCAAUAUAGGCUCAACCGUAAUUUUUCUUACGGGCUUUUUUCCUCCUAGUUUUCAGUUUAAUUUUUCCGCCCGCGACGUUCUCGCGCAUCGACGACUACAAUAUUUAUUAUACGCGACGACGCCGUACUAAAUAUAUUCUGUUAUCGCUGAUAUUUCGAGCCGUCGUCCCGUCAUAGCCGGACAACCGCACGCGUUUUGGCAGAGACGAAUCAAAAUCAAAAAAACUAUAAACACGGUCCACCGAGUUCUCUUCCGAUACCGUUUGGGUGAGUUUUCAAAUACGCGCGCGAAAAAUUAAAAUUAAUUAAUUAAAAAAGAACGCGCGCGUUUCGUUCAGAUCUGGUGAAUCCGUGACACCAGGUGGCGCCCCGUCGUCGUCGUCGUCGCCGCCGCCGUCACAUAUUAUAUCGAUUGGGCUUUUGAUCCUUUUCGCUCGCCGUGUCCGUGUGUAUACCUUCGCCCGCGCGCGAGUGUGUACGUGUACAGUGUGCGUGUACGUGUGUGUUGUUCACGUGAGCGUGUGCGCAUUUCUGGAUUGUACCUCCUACGCGUACACAGCCGCCACCGCUGCUGGUGCUACUGAUGACAAACGCCUGAACUCGUGGAGGAACGGACUUAUCGAAGUUUUCGUGCCGUACAGUGUGGGAGGCGUUACGAGCACUCUCCCACCCCUCUUCCAAUAGUAUAGUCACCGUCGAGUUUCGCACGAGCGACAACCGUUUUUUGUCGGGUGUACUGCAAAAAUGGCCGGGCAAGACGGUAAAUGGCAGAAGGAAGGGUCCGACCAGAACUUUGAUUACAUGUUCAAGUUGCUCAUCAUCGGCAACAGUAGCGUUGGAAAGACUUCGUUCCUGUUUCGGUACGCCGACGACAGUUUCACGUCGGCUUUCGUAUCCACGGUCGGCAUCGAUUUCAAAGUAAAAACUGUGUUUAGGCACGACAAACGAGUCAAACUUCAAAUAUGGGACACGGCAGGCCAGGAACGUUACAGGACCAUCACGACUGCAUAUUACAGGGGCGCCAUGGGUUUCAUACUCAUGUAUGACAUCACAAACGAAGAGUCCUUCAACAGCGUACAGGACUGGGUAACACAGAUCAAGACGUACUCUUGGGACAACGCACAGGUGAUACUGGUGGGCAACAAGUGCGACAUGGAACACGAACGUGUGAUAUCGUACGAGCGGGGCAAAACGUUGGCCGACGAGCUGAACAUCGAAUUCUUCGAGACGUCCGCCAAAGAUAACCACAAUGUCAAGGCCGUGUUCGAACGACUCGUGGACAUUAUAUGUGACAAGAUGUCCGAGAGCUUGGACUCUGACCCCACACUGGUGGCCGGUGCUAAGGGCACAAGGCUCACUGAACAGCCGCAAGGUCCGAAUAAUCCGAAUUGCAACUGUUAAAAGUCUUAUACCCGGUUUCGGAUACCCACCACGGCCCAACGAGAUACUUCAAACAACAAAAACCGUUACAGCAGUACCGAAACACAAAAAGACAUUUAGCAAAAAUAAAAAAAUAAAAAAAAUAAAAUAAAACAAAAUUUUCAAACAAACUAAUAAAACCUAUAACCGUGAGCAGCGGAUCGUUCAUAUAUUAUUGUAGGCUGAAAAGCGAUGAGUAUUAAGUAUAACACACAUUUACGUAUUGUAUAAAAGUUAAAAAUUAUGAUAGAGCCACUACCUCAUCUGCAGAUAUUGUUUUAGAGACGUGUGUCCGUUUUCUUGUUAUUUUGUUGUUCAGUGCUUCGUAUACAAUUUACACAGAAUUGUCACAUAUUAUUUAAGUUUAACAAUAACAAUACAAUGUAUUGGUACCUAAUAAUAUAAUACUAUAUUAUCAUACGCCGGACAAUAAAUAUUUAUUUUUUUUUUUUUUUUUGGAUUUAGCCGAGUUUUCACAAAAUAUCAUCCGCGACGAUACUACUUUUUAGCACAACACUUAUUCCGUCAUAAGUUACAAAUAAUUUGAUUAUUUGUUUUUGAGCAGAAAAAAAAGAUAAAAAAUUAUUAUUAGAGUAUUAACUCCCGAGGUCUGCAGUUUUUUUUUUACAGACGUAUUCAAAUUUGUUUAAAAUAAAUAAAGGAAUAAAUCUAGUAAAAAAAAUUAUAAUACCAAAGGAGUGCUUUUUGCGAUAACCAAUGACGUUGUAGGUAUAAAAAAAAAAACAAAUUAUUAACGUUCAACGAUGACUUUGGAUCACGUUCGCGACGAGCACUCAAUACUGAAUAUUCGGUGUAUAUAAUAAUAUUAUUAUCGUAUAGGUACGUACUUGACAACGAGUUGACACAUUUUUCUUUUGUCUUAAUUGAGCGGCGGUCCUCGAUCUAGAUUUGUUUUUCGAUGAUAAUAAAUGUUGUGCGCCAUAUAAUAUUAUUUCACCAUAUUUAUGGCCUAGCAAUGCUAUAUCCUUUUAGGGUGCUUUUGACGAUACAACUCGAUUACGUAUUAUAUUGCAUCUUAUAUUUUAUAGGUAUGUUCAUAUGCACAACAAUAACAAUAUUAUUGAUAAAUCGCCAACGACGAUCGCCGCCGAUAAAAUAUUUUAUGUUUUUUUACAAUCUUUUGGAUUUACGUGCGCUCGAAUGAAUUUAUAUAAUAAAAUAAUAAUAUUUACAGUAUACACUGUCGCAGACUGUACUUGUCCCACACCACUCGGCGUGUAGUUAUAUACAUAUUAUAUAUAACAUAGUUAAACUACUAUAACUAGUAUUUACUACUAUUAAUAAUAAUAAUUUUAAAAAAUAUUUAUAGAGGUACUCGUGUUAAAAAAUAUUUUCUAGUCGAAUGAUGUUGAUGCGCGCACUUUAGUGACGCCUAUAUAUACAUAGCGGAGGUAGUUUAUUAUUAUACAUACCAAAUUAAUUAUGAUAAUAUUAUACAUAGCAAUUGAUUGUUCGUUUGGUCUUGAUGUUUGAAAUUUAUCCCGUAAAAAAGAAAAACCGUUUUUGAAAACGAAAAAAAUAUUCUAUAAUAUGCAAUUUUGCAUUACACGCUAAACAACAACGUUAAUGUGUACUAUACAUAUACAUAUUUAAUAUUUAUAUUAUAUAAUUGUAUUUGAUUUUUGACUACAGUUAAUUAUUAUUAAUUAUUAUUAUCAUUAUAAUUAUUAUUAUUAUUAUUAUUAUUAUUAUUACAAAUUAAUUAAUAUAUAGGUAAUUAUUAUUUCAUGUAUAGAUAAAUUAAAAUAAAAACUAUCAAACCAAAAUCGUAUUUGUAAUUUUACUGUUUAGUAUAUAUGAUUAAUUAUUCAAUACAAUUAAGUUGAAUGUACACUUGUUUAACCCUGUUUUCUGAUGUUAAAGGUACAGACACGAGCGCGCUUUAAAGUAUCGUCAUAUCGUGUUACAUGUUAAUACUAUACUCGUAACUACUACUUACAUACUAUAAUAAUAUUUCAAUAAAAUUGCAAAUUAAAUUUUU